AUCAUUUAAAAUUGUUUUCUUGGUUGCGGUUUUAUCAAUUCGGUAUAAAAAUGUGGAAAUAUGGUCAAAAUCAAAUGAACCAAGGUCCGCAAGGUGGACAAGGCGGACCGAACAUGAUGCCCAUGGGUGGCUUUAUGCAGGGUGGAGCUGGCAUGCAUAUGUCACCGCAGCAGCAACAACAUCACCAGAUGAACAUGAUGGGUCCCGGUGGACCGGGAGGACCCGGCGGCAUGCAAAUGAAUCCGAAUGCAGGUGCUGGGGGUGGACCGCCUGGUCUAAUGCAAGGCAUGGGUAUGUCUCCACAGCACCAGAUGCAGCAGCAGCAAAUGAUGCAAGGAGGCGUCGGCGUACCAAUGGGAAAUAUGCCGCAGCAACAAGCGAAUGUAAUGCAACAACAAAUGAUGGGUCCACAGCAAGGAGUGGGCAUGGCUGGCAGUGGCGGACCACAACAGCAGCAGCCCAAUUUACCUCAACAGCAACAGCAGCAACAACACAAUCCAGCCGCAGGUGCUGCUGGCGGAGGCGGAGGCAACAAUAUGCUGGCAAUUUCUCAACCGAAUCCGCACAAGGAAAUCAACAUUGUGCAGCUCUCACGUUUGGGCCAGGAAACAGUGCAGGAUAUUGCGUCUCGUUUUCAAGAGGUCUUCUCAGCACUAAAGAAUAUACAGCCUACAUCACAUCGGGAUAAUAAUACAGAAAAGAAGGUGCAGGAAUAUUUUCGGACCAUAAGAUUGCUUUUUAAACGUGUGCGAAUCAUCUAUGAAAAGUGCAAUGAUGCUGGCAUGGACUACAUGAAUGCCGAAAGCCUGAUACCCUACAGGGAUGAGCCUGAUCCGCGCAUAGAGCCCUCACAGUGUGAUGAAUAUCGUAAGGUCCUACAGGAAAAUCAGGAACUAAUCGAAACAGUUAAGCUGAAAAACCGGCAGUUACGCGAGAUUAUCGAUAGAACACGUAUUAUUAUAUGGGAAAUUAAUACGAUGCUGGCAAUGCGUCGCUCAUAGAAUUACUUAUAUGUAUACUUAAUUAAUUCCAAACUUUUGUUUAUUUAUGUAAAUGUAAUAAAAGAAAACACUUCAUUGCUUAGUCCGUGCGUUUUCCAACACUGCUCAUUUGUGAUGCAGUAGAGAGCAAGCAGUUUGUGUUUUGUAGGCGACGACGGCGACUCAUUUUCUCAUUUGUGCAUAAAAAACAUAAUAA
Messenger RNA from Drosophila innubila, 1197 nucleotides. RefSeq names its product mediator of RNA polymerase II transcription subunit 30 (gene MED30). Gene Ontology annotation, molecular function: transcription coregulator activity. The coding region runs from base 51 to 1001 and encodes 316 amino acids. Gene Ontology annotation, biological process: positive regulation of DNA-templated transcription. The transcript has a single exon. Gene Ontology annotation, cellular component: mediator complex. The record is from RefSeq and is a predicted model, not a curated record. Lineage: Eukaryota; Metazoa; Arthropoda; Insecta; Diptera; Drosophilidae.